AUGUCAACAAAUAGAAGAACCAAUAGAUUGGAUCCCUUUGGCUAUCACUUUAACCAAGCGGGUCAGCUGCGGUCAACACCUAAUCCUGAGGAAAAGUUCAAGUUUGUUACCCAGGACCACUAUGAACGACUGGGCGACACUGUCGCUCUGACCAUACAGGACAUGAUGAAGGAGGCACCCUACAACCUACAAGAGAUCCUCAUACCUGUGGCACCACAGCCACAAGAGGAAAUACUGCCACCUCUACCUCAAACCAACAACGACGAUGAUGACAAGAAGGCAAGAUCAAACAUCUUCAUAAGCAAUGACUUUUAUACAAACACCGAUCGACUGAUGGUCAUCAUCUGUGGCAGUGGCCAAGUGCGUGCUGGACAAUGGGCCAGAAGUCUAUGCAUCAACGACUCACUCAAGACCGGCAGCAUUCUUCCCUACUUGGAGCGUGCCGAACUCAAUGGAUUCGCUACAAUUGUGCUCAAUCCUAAUUUGAACUUUGUUGGCAACUCACCAGUAGAGGGCAGUGAGAGUCCAAUCAACCACGCAUUGUACUGCUAUGACAACUUUGUUGCCAAGUCACCAGCACAACAGGUGGUGAUCGUGGCACACUCAUUUGGAGGCGUCGUCACAAUGAACCUAUUAUCCAAGAGGAAGCCACUUCUAGAACGUCUCAAGGCUGUUGCAUUGACCGACAGUGUACACUCGCCACAUCAGGUUCGUGGUGACACCGAGCAGUUACUCAAGUUCCUUCAGGAUCGUUGUCGCAAUUGGAUCGCAUCCAACGAACCACUUGACACAGACUUUGGAUCUAAUCCAUCAUGCUCAAUUGUAUCAUCAGGCUCAAAUAUCCACGAAUAUACGAGCUCUUCAUGUAUGGAGUCACUCUUCAAAUACAUCAAAGGUCUGACACUUUGA
Messenger RNA from Acytostelium subglobosum LB1, 909 nucleotides. RefSeq lists its product as hypothetical. Gene Ontology annotation, cellular component: nucleus. NCBI's taxonomy places the organism in Eukaryota, Evosea, Eumycetozoa, Acytosteliales, Acytosteliaceae. Gene Ontology annotation, biological process: regulatory ncRNA-mediated heterochromatin formation. Gene Ontology annotation, molecular function: siRNA binding. Bases 1 to 909 code for a protein of 302 amino acids. The record is from RefSeq and is a predicted model, not a curated record. The transcript has a single exon.